AGUACCCACGAAAGUCCUUUCCCUCGUAGAGCGUGGCCUCAAGGGAAACGACACCUCGGACAAUGAGGAUAUAUGGCCUUUUGUUUGGGAUUUCGCCGGCCAGGCAGUAUACCAUGCCAUUCAACCAAUUUUUCUAUCGCAAGAAGCCAUAUAUGUCUUAGUGUCAGAUCUUACUAUGGAGCUAAGUGCUCCUGCCCAAUGUCGGAUAAGACCGCCUAAUCACGAUGAAAUAGUGGUAGACUCGCCUAACGUCGAGGACACUAAUCUCGAUCACAUGAUGAGAUGGCUGGACUUGGUUCACUCUUUGGGACAGCCAGAGCUUCAAAGAAAGUCGGCAGAUACUAACCAAGUUUUGCCUCCAGUGGUGCUCGUGGGUACACAUGCUGAUGGUGUAAAGGAUCCUUGCAAGGAAAUGGAAUCUGUGAAGGAAAUCAUUUGCAGCAUGGCUCAUCCAGCAACCUUAGACCAUAUUUCAAAAGAAUCAUUCUUCAUAGAUAACACAAAUCCAAACAGAGAAGACGACCCACAGAUCGUUUCUUUGCGUGCAGAAUUAUUGAAUCUGGCUAGAAAAAUGCCACAUAUCAACAAGGUAAUCCCUAUGCAGUGGCUCCGUGUGGAACAAAAGGUCGACGAAAUGGUGAAAAAAGGGAUGCUUUAUGUUGGUAAAAAGCGUUUUGCAGAGGACAUUUCUAGAGGCAUUUGCCAGUUAAAUGACACAGAUGACGUCGAAGAAUUGCUACACUUUUUACAAGCUCGUGGAAGAGUUAUCUACCAAGAUCUCCCUAAAAAUCCAGAUGGUUUGGUCGUGCUGGACCCGCAGUGGUUAAUUAAAAUACUAUGUGAGAUAAUUACGGUGAGUCCACCAUGGAAAAACCACCCUGUCAUUCAGAAAGAUUACCAAGUCCUUGGAAAAAAGGGACUACUUUCGCAGAAGUUGCUAAAUCGAGCGUUUGAACACCUUCAAUUGAAUGAUAUUAGGAAUUCACUGAUUCAUAUCAUGGAAAGCUUUGAUGUUAUAUGCAACUCUAAGAACUGCAAGGGGGAAGAUUACCCUUAUUUGGUUCCUUGUAUGUUGGAAUCACCAAAGAAGAAUACGAGAGGCACAAACAUGCGCACUGGCCCUUUGCCCGUAUUUCUCACAUUUAACACCAACUACGUUCCAAGUGGGCUGUUUUGCAGACUGGUUGUACAUUUUUGGGAAUGGGCCUCACAAUUAUGUGGCUCCUGUAUAGCCCCCUCGUUGUUUUCAAACGCCGCCCGAUUCAAUGUCAGUAAAGAGUACCAGCUCACUUUAGAGUGUCACAAAACUGUGAUCAAGUUGAUAAUCUGGAAACCGCGAGACUCGGAUAGAAUGGAAGAGAAAAGAAUCUGUGAAGAUUUAUUGAGUCAUCUGGAGCGUUGCAGGACUAGGCUAAGCAUCACCUGUCCGUGGCUACGAUCAGUUACGAUGGAAUUGUUCGUGAAAUGCCAGUUGUGUGAACCUUGUCCGGAUAAGUGUCGUGACAGAACCAAUAUUUGCAUAUUGCACAAAGAGGAAGGCUGCUCUCAUUUUGACUGUGGCCACUACAUUCCAUUAAAAAGCUUUGGCCUGAGUUGUGAACACUCUGUUGAUGCUGUUCCCUACUAUCCUGCAGAAGAACUGGAUCCUUGGGUUCAGGCUUUGGAAUCCAUUGAACGUAAGAAACGAACUGGUGGCCGUAAUGGAGAGUCGUCUCCGUGUGACGCCUUAACUCCAAAGAAAGGAGAAACUCGUUUUGAAGUCAAGCAAGGAGUUCCCAGUGACAAGGAAUUAGAGGGGCUUUCGCGCCAACUCGAAAAUUGGGAGGAACUCGGGCGUCGUCUCGAAAUUGAAAAAGCAACUUUAUCGGCGUUUGACGAUGACUAUAAGAAAAAGCGUCAAAAAAUCUACAAAAUGUUACUACAUUGGAAACAAAAGGAUGGCUCAGCUGCAACGUACACGGUCUUAAGUGAUGCAUUGUGUCAUGAAUUUGUUAAUCGCACAGAUUUAGCUGAGAAACUUUGCUGUCAACAACAUGAAUGACUGUUUACUUUGUUGACUCAUAGAAAGCUUUUAUUUCUAUUUUUACUAAUUAUUCCACUGUCAAAUGAACAUGUAUUCCCAAUAUGGCUACACUAUUACAAUGUGAAGUACUGAAUCAAUAAUCUACCUUUUUCUCGUGGGAUCGUUUUUCUUUUCUUUCUAUACUUUGAAUGAAAAACGUCGUGAUAAAGUAUAUUGCUAGUUAUAACCCACCCAUCACUUUUCGCGCGACUCUAUUGGCUACUUUAUGACACGUGGUGCAUCGGGUAGUUUUAACAAAAUAACCACCAUUUACGUUCAUAUUUGUCCCCCGAUUAUUUCCUUCGAAAAGAGAUAAAGUCAGCGGGAAAAAAGCCGGUUUAGAGUUUCACUUUUUUAUCUUCAUUACUAAACAUUUUGUGGAGUUCACUGGUAGUGAUAUUAAAAAGCUGAUCUUAAAUGCUGGUCCAGAAAGUAAAAAAAAGUCAACAAAAUUUUUGUUGUCAACGUGCGAUACGAAAAUUAAUGGGAGGGUUAUGAAUUAAAUAAACCCACUUCUUGUAUGCUGGUAUUUCGGGUGAUAAUUUCCUUGAGAGAGAGAUUGUCUUGAAAUUUUUACCGUUCAGCCUCGAAGCUUCGCUUAUCAACCAAAAAACUCUAUUUUCGGAUAUCAGCUUAGUCGCAGACAUGAUCGGCCGAAAUACUAGUCGCCAGAAGAGGUUUACGUACCAAACAUUCGCUGAGAUGCUCUAUCAAUACCAGUGCAGUGUUGUCGAAGGCAUACGGCAUGUUACGCAUUUGCAUCAGAAGUGAUAUCUAUACGUACUGCUCAUGCAUUCUUCCUUCAAUUGUUUGACAGAGAGGUUUGAUGUGAAUCCGAAAUUCAGCGUGUCAAGAAUCUCACGCCGAUAACACGAAUGUAUGCCAUGUUUUGUAGGUAACACUGAGUUUCUACCAUAAAAG
Messenger RNA from Pocillopora verrucosa, 2983 nucleotides. The record is from RefSeq and is a predicted model, not a curated record. Lineage: Eukaryota; Metazoa; Cnidaria; Anthozoa; Scleractinia; Pocilloporidae.